Molecule: messenger RNA, 2658 nt
Organism: Drosophila gunungcola (fruit fly)
Lineage: Eukaryota; Metazoa; Arthropoda; Insecta; Diptera; Drosophilidae
Exons: 6
Coding region: 1174-2382 (402 amino acids)
Molecular function (GO): dioxygenase activity
Source: RefSeq, a predicted model, not a curated record
UCGGUAUAAGUCACAAUUUCGAGCUGAAUAGGCGCUUCGAGUAGUUUUAGUUGGCAUUCGUUUUGGCAGCGAAAGGCGAGGCAAUCGCUUACUCAUGCUUAGAGAUACCCCUUUCUGGCCCUCCCUCAAAGAAACCGCAUCCAUGCAAUGCAGACAGACUGAUCGACUGACAGACUGGCAGACUGGCAGACAUUGUUCAUCCGGCAGGCAUUUCCUGAAGACAAACGCGCUUGGCAACAGCAAAGAGAUCGCUCAGCUGGUUUAUUUAGGGGGUGAAAAGGCAGGCAGGAGGGCUCACACCUGAGCCCGAGUGCCGUUGAACGGCCAAACGGGAUCUGCCAGAUACAAGAUACAAGAUACUCACAUCACAGAGUAUAUGUAUCUGCAUUUGUAGCUGUAUCUGUAACUGUAUCUGUAUCUGCAGCUCAAGUAUAUACUCGAAUAUGUAUGUGGAUAUAUGUAUAUACCCGGGCCACGUUAAUAGCCAUCACAAAUAUUGCAAAAGCAAACCGAGACGUUGCUACCUGUUGACGGCUUCGCUUAGCCUCACCUUUCGGCCCCGCUUACCAUAAGUUACCUACAUUUAGCCAUUGUGAGUACGCAGCUGGCUCAGACCCCCUCCACCGCAGAAGCACAAGUGCUAAUUUAGUUAUCACAAUUUUUGAUUUGAUUAAAUUUUAUCUAAUUGCGACGCACAUGCAGGCAUACUCCACAUACUAGACUGCUCGCAAUCAGUAGGUUUUUGCAAAAUAAAAUCGUAAACGGCUGCGAUAAGAAGCCCAAGCAGGAACCCCCCCAAAAAUCAAAUAUUAAAUAAACGAGUGGCUCAGUUCUUUCAAGUAGCGCGAAGCGAUUGUUCGAUCGCCUCUCGCCCGCCACGCGCCCUUCUAAAAUCAGCAAUCAUCCAAAACCAAUCACCAUUUUAUAUAGUCAGCCAUCGCUGGAAGUGCACCUCGUCUGCGUAUCCCCCGUUCGCUUUCGAGUCCCAGUCCCCAGCCCCAUUUGUGAUUAAGAUAAAGAGCGAGCACAAGUGCGGCGAGUGUUGUUCGAUCGCCCCCCAAUCAAAAACCAAAGAACUUUAGACGUCGAAGAACCUCUGGAAUACGGAAUAAUCGCACAGACUACAUACUACAUAGAUACUACAACACAGCACAGCACAGCACAGCACACAAAAUGAUAAAAACAAAGAGCAGUGACGACAAACUGGACACUCUGCUCUCGCGCAGCGUGGUUCCGAUCAUCGAUCUCGCCCACUGUGGUAUCGAGGAGGUGCCGGUCAAGUCGGUGGUCAACCGCGUGGGUCACCAGCUGAAGAGGGCCCUCUCCGAGAAGGGCAUGGCCCUGCUGGUCAACCAUGGCAUAUCAGACGAGAAGCUUAAGACUGCCUGGGAUCACCUGGAUGAUUUCGUGGACCUGCCGCCCGACGUCAGACAGCACUACAUCCGCACGGAUGGGGACAAACACGGCUACGUGAGUCGCGGCCAGCAGAGAUUCGAUGGCAAGGCGCCGGAACUGCGCCACGCCUUCAACAUCAGCACCCUGAACGCCCAGAACCUGCCGGAGGAGCCGCUGCCCGGAUUCGCGGACCACAUCAGCACCCUGGCCACGGACUUCAAGGCGCUGGCCAGCUUCAUCCUGCAGGCGCUGGCCGUCUCGCUGGACAUUCCGCACACGUUCUUCCUCGAAAAGCACUCGCACAUGCUGUCCGGCGACCACGACAAUAUGAGCUCCCUGCGCAUGCUCUACUACCCGCCCAUUGUGGACGACGAGCCGGGCCAGAACGACGUGAUCAAGGGCCGGUGCCAGUACAGCUACCAGCGCUGUCUGUCCAACCAGCCCGACUUCCGGCCGGAGCACAAUCCCCGCGACGAGGACGACCUCAACGAGGUGGACGGCCCCAAUGGCCAGCUGUUCGAGCACAAACUGGGCAACGGUGCGGUCAUCCAGUGUCCACCGCACGUGGACUACGGCACCUUCACCCUGCUCUCCCAGGACUCCGAGGGCGGGCUGGAGGUCAAGCUGCCCGGCAGCGAAAAGUGGCACCGCGUCGGACACCUGCCCGGCUCCAUUCUCGUCAACGUCGGCGAGAUCUUGAAUAUCUGGACUCAGGAACGAUACCCCGCCUUGCAACAUCGCGUGGUUAUACCAGAACAGGAACACAUUCGUGCCCGUGGUCGCCACUCGAUAGCCUUCUUCUGCCAUCCGGAUAACAUUACCAUGAUAUCGCCCAACGAUCUGCCCAAUCCAGAUGCCGCCCAGGACAAGGCGUGUCUCAAGCAGCGAAAGAAGUCCUUCAAGGCGGCGAAAGAACGAGUCUACAAUGCAUAUCAGUUAAUACAGAAAAAGUUUAGAGAUACGUAUAGCAAUAACAAUCACUCAUAACGACGACGACGUCGAGCCAUCCAUCGCAUCUCUACCUGAACCGGAAUGAAGUUUGGUCGUGUAAACGGAUGGGGAAAAUGAAAAGCAGCAACUCAUAUGAUGAUGUUUUGAACCUUUUUAUUAUUACCUUUACUUUUAUUCCAUACGAUUGUAAUUGCUUCAUUUCAUUAAUUUAUAUGUAUCGAGAUACUAUAUACAAUACAUGCAUACACCGUAAACAUAUCCCUUUGUAUAAUAAAUAUAUAUGUAUAAUUUAAUAUAGUUUCCACUGAAAAA